AUGAAGUCCGCAUUGACUGCAGGGCUUGUGGCCUCUGCCUUGUUCGUGCAGCAGGCUGCUACGACGAGCUGGGGUGACCAACCAAGCUUCUCCAAUCCCGGCAACACCAACAAUAACUGUACCGUCGAUCAAGGUAAAGGUUUUGACUGGUCCAAGUUGCCCCCCGGUGGCUUCAACAACUACGACGGCUUCAACUUCGGUGGAUUUGAUUGCAAGGAUUCCUUUCAACCAAAGAACCGCAAGAGGUCCUUGGAAACUCGGACCGGCUUUCAGUCGAAAUGUAUUCAAGGCACCAUUCCCAAAGGUGGCAGCAGUGGACCGAAGAUCUCUUCGGGACAAGGCGACAAGUUCUCCAUCACCCAUUUUGACGUUUCUGUCGCGUUUGACACCGACAUUGACUUCAUCUUCUCCAUGCCUGAUGGCUCCAAAUGCAAGCAUACUUCUGCCUGCAAGGCUGGCGGCUCCACAGUGCAAAACUCGCAGUGCGGUGGUGCGCAUGAGGUUACGUUCCAACUUCCUCCAAAGGGCGGAAAGGAUUGUGAUUUCGGUAUCCACUCGAUCGGCUUCGAGUGUCAUUCGACUUCCAAGACGACCACCACAACCAGACCUCCUCAGACGACCACUACUAAGCCACUGACCACAACUACUACUCCGCCAGUCACCACCACCUCCUCCAAACCUGGAGAGCAGCUACCACCACCCCCAAGCACUACAACGACAACCAAAGGUGGCGACGUGCCCCCUCCUCCGCCUCCUCCUGUCACGACAACCACGACCAAGGGAGGUGAUGUGCCACCGCCUCCUCCACCAGUGACUACCACAACAUCAAAGGGCGGAGAUGUUCCCCCUCCUCCACCGCCUCCGGUCACUACAACAACCAGCAAAGGUGGCGAUGUGCCUCCACCGCCUCCAGUGACUACAACGACCAGCAAGGGUGGUGAUGUGCCUCCUCCACCACCUCCGGUGACCACUACGACGACCAAGGGAGGAGACGUACCACCUCCCCCGCCGCCACCAGUGACUACUACGACAACUAAGGGAGGUGACGUCCCGCCGCCACCGCCUCCUCCAGUGACCACUACCACCAGCAAGGGCGGCGAUGUUCCACCACCACCUCCUCCACCAGUGACCACAACGACAACCAAAGGCGGUGAUGUGCCACCUCCCCCUCCUCCACCAGUCACAACUACAACCACCAAAGGCGGAGAUGUUCCUCCUCCCCCACCACCGCCAGUUUCAACCACCACCACAACUCAACCCGGCGAGCAACCACCUCCACCACCCUUCACAUCCACCACCACUACCAGCACAACAUCCCCAGCACCACCCCCAACCACUUCACUAAGCUCAUUCACCCUCCCACCUUUCACCAGCUCAACCACCAUCGUGACCCUCACCACCACUACCAGCAGCGGCUCGUUCCCUCCACCACCGCCUCCACCAGACCACGACUCGCCAUGCCCACCAGUCCUCCCGCGCUGCCUCAACACCUGGCUCAGCCUCGUCUCCAGCUGCCGCAGCAACAGCGACCACGCAUGCUUUUGCCCCUCCGCAGACUUCAUCGCAAACGUUCAGUCCUGUGUGUCCGCAUGGUCUACGUCCGACAGCGAAAUCACCGCCGCACUGUCCUACCUCGCAGGCAUCUGCGCCGACUUUGUGCCCCAGAACCCCGGCAUCUGCACCGGCGUGCCCCCAACCAUCACGCUCGUACCCGAGACCGUGACUGCCACCGAGACCGUCACCGCUGGAAACGGCCGUGGCACCAGACCCCCCGUUGGCCCUCCCUCCGGCGGCUUCAAUAUCCCCGUCACAACCCUCACGCUGAUCCAGACCCGCGGCGGCGAGACCAUCACCACCGCAUACACGGUUCCCCAGGUCGAGUUUGUCACCACAGAGUCAACCGGCACCGCCACUGCACCGGCUGUUGGCCUCAUCCCUGCUGUACCCGCGUUGGCGACUGGCACUGGCUCUUCUGGCUCAGGUUCAGGAGCCCCAGCCGCAGGCAACGGAGCUGGCUCGCCACCCGCCGCCACCUCCACCGCCGCUGCUGCUGCGGGCGGUGCUCCCACAGGCACAGCAUCCGGCACCCGUCCUACCGCUGCCACCUUCACCGGCGCUGCGAACAGACAAAGCGUCGGAUUUGGCUUCCUCGCUGCAUUGCUGGCUGUCGCUGCGUUUGUCAUUUAG
Molecule: messenger RNA, 2187 nt
Organism: Exophiala bonariae
Lineage: Eukaryota; Fungi; Ascomycota; Eurotiomycetes; Chaetothyriales; Herpotrichiellaceae
Exons: 2
Coding region: 1-2187 (728 amino acids)
Biological process (GO): actin filament polymerization
Cellular component (GO): actin filament
Source: RefSeq, a predicted model, not a curated record